AUGAUGGAUGCUAUUCAAAUCUAUGCUAUCGCCGCAGUUGGCACCCUUUGUAUCUUUGCUUUCGUCAACUUGCUUCCCCUCCUAAUUCCACUCGUUACCCGUGUCUCCAUCUUUGUCUCGAAGCAUUUUAGGUAUCCAUACAUACUUCAUCGACACCGAAUCCUUGGGCCGUGGACUCGGGCAGGCGUCGUUAUACAGCUGGCCUACCUCGCACUCAACCUGUUCUGCAUCUUCGCCGUACUCUCCUGGGACGGCCUUCAAGCCGCCAACUUCUCGGAUGCUGGGCGGCGAGCGGGCGCUCUAGCAGAGGUCAACAUGAUCCCCCUCCUCGCAGGGCCUCAUUUUGCUUUCCUCGCCGACUUGCUUGGGCUCUCUCUCAAGACCAUCCGUGGCAUUCACCGGUCGGCCGGGUGGAUGACGGCCGCACUCGUUUUCCUCCAUGCCAUGGCCGCGGCGUCCGAUGGGCCUCUCCCAAUCGACGUUUCCCAGAAUCUAUUUGCAGUUAUUGGAGCGUCACUACUUUGCCUGCUUCUCGUCCUCUUGUUUCCUCCCUUCCGCAAGCUCUCGUACGAGCUCUUCCUACGAUCGCACCAAGCCCUCGCCUGGGGCUCCGUCUAUGCCGUGUGGCGACACGUUCCUUCCGACAAGUCUUCCCCGCGCGCCUAUAUCUAUAUCACUAUGGGGAUAUUCGCAGCAACAUACCUCCUGCAAACUGGCGCUGUCAUCGUCCGAAACGGGGUCUUUCGCCACCAGCUGUCACGCGCCACUAUCACGCACGAUGCAGGUGCGGUCAAGAUGCAGCUACGUCUCUCCAAGCCUCUGACAAUGGAUGCUGGGCAGUAUAUAAACCUCUGGAUUCCUUCUGUCAGCUUCUGGUCUUUCCUCCAAACUCACCCGUUCACGGUCAUCUCGUGGGACGCAAAGGACCAGGACAGGCUUGAUCUCCUGAUCGAGCCUCGGAGAGGGCUCACGCGAGAGAUGUUGUACCACGCGGAGAAAGGCUACACCAUCAACCCUCUCGUCAUGUUCAGUGGCCCUCACGGAGGCACCCUGUCGAUGGGCGAGUACGAGAGCGUCCUAAUGGUGGCGAGCGGCUUCGGCAUCGCUGCCUUCGUACCACACCUGAAGAAGCUAAUCUACGGCUAUAACACUCGCGCGGUCCGAACUCGCCGCAUUCAUCUGGUGUGGCAGAUAAAGAAUGAAGCCGACGGUCUUAUAGUUCAGGAACCACUUAACAUUGCGCUGGAGGAGGAUAAAUUGGAUGAUGGCUGUAUCCUCUCGAUUUCGGUGUAUGUUGAAACUAAGAGCUCGCCUAAAAAGCCAUUUGGCGAACGAGCUACUAUGUAUCCGGGGCCCGCUCCCUUGCCAGAGAUCUUCCUCGCAGAGCUCUCAGGAAAUAAUAUCAAGGUCCACGCAGCGGAAGUCGGUGCUGAAGGGCAGAAGUCUUUGGAACAAAGCAAGUCAACAUCCAGUACGCUGCAGGGUGAUGUUGAAUCCGGGAGUAGGUGGACGGUGGCAGGAGAUGGAAGGAUGCUCGUUGCAGUGUCUGGGUCGGAGGUGAUUCGAGACGAUUUACGGGCGGUCGUGAGGAAGUAUAUUCGGACGGGGGUGAGAUUCAUAGAACUAGAUUACCAGCCAAAGUAG
Molecule: messenger RNA, 1644 nt
Organism: Pseudogymnoascus destructans
Lineage: Eukaryota; Fungi; Ascomycota; Leotiomycetes; Thelebolales; Thelebolaceae
Exons: 5
Coding region: 1-1644 (547 amino acids)
Biological process (GO): copper ion import; intracellular iron ion homeostasis; iron ion transport
Cellular component (GO): plasma membrane
Molecular function (GO): ferric-chelate reductase activity
Source: RefSeq, a predicted model, not a curated record